ACAGCUUAAGUCACUAGCUGUUGAUCACAUCAUGGGUGACAUGGAAGAGGGUGCAAAUGUUCAAAGGCCACCACUGCUACGUGGACAUAAUUACAAUUUUUGGAAAGGCAGAAUGAGGGCUUUCCUUAAAUCACUUGGAGGUGGUGUCUAGAGGAGCGUGGAGACAGGUUGGAUGGAGCCACGAAAAUACUCAGAAGAUCUGACCUCAUCAACUAUUAAGCCAUUUGAAGAAUACAGCAAAACAGAAGCGAUUGCAGCAGAAUUCAAUGACAAAGCCGUGAAUGCAAUUUUCGGAGCAGUUGACUCUACCCACUACAAACUCAUCUCAAACUGUGACAAUGCCAAAGAAGCUUGGGAUAUUCUCGAGGUUACUCAUGAAGGAGAUGAGGAAGUAAAAACAGCCAAGUAUCAAAUUCUCAUGACACAAUACGAGAAUCUGCGCAUGGAUGAUAAAGAGAAAAUUACAGAAUUUCAUGGUAGAGUGAGAGACAUUGCACAUCAGGUUGCACGUCUAAAUGAACCCAUCCCUGAAAACAAACUAGUACUCAAGGUAUUACGAUCAUUUCCAAAAGAAUAUGACAUGGACGUCAAGGCGAUCAGAAGGUCUCACAACAUCAAAGCCAUGACUCUUGAUGCACUUAUGGGAAUACUGGAGUCAAUUGAGCUUGACAUGAUGGAAGACAGUAAGCGAUGGAAGCCAGACAAACAAAUUGCAUUCUCUAGCACUGAGGCAGAAGAUGACAGUGAACAUGAUUUGUCACUGGAUGAAGACUUUCAGGAACAGCUAUCACUCUUCACACGGCAGUUCAAAAAACAAUGGAUGCAGAAGAAAGGAAAUCAACGAAUGGAAGGAACAUCAAAGGGACCUAUUCAGAUAGACAUCAGGCCCAGAGAAGUGAAAUACCCAGACAGUGUUACUUAUGUGAAGAAAAAGAGACCACAAUGCUUUGAAUGUGGUGGAUAUGGACACAUUCAAUCGGAAUGCGCAAACAAUUUGAAGAAAAAGAGACAGGCAUUUACAGCGACCUGGAGUGAUGAAGAAAUAGAUGAACAUAGUGAUCAUGGUGAGUACAAUUGUGCCUUCAUUGCCUGUGAAAACUCAGAUUUGGAAGACAGUCUUGCCGAACAACUUGAAGAUUUACAAGAGAUGUGGGCAGAACUGCUGAUGGUAAACAAACGAAAUGUGGUAGACAAAAACAGAUUACUCUCUGAGAUGGAUGCACUUAAGCAGAAUAUUGAAGAAUCAAAGCACAAGAUUAACAAACUGGAAGGAGAAAACUCAAACUUGCGCUAUGAAAUCGAUCAACUAAAGCCCUAUCAGAAAUGGAUUAAGGUAGCAGGGGCCGAUGUGCUAGAUCAUCAUUCACUUAUGGCAAAGCCUCCAGGAGACAUGACAUGUAUCGGAUUCACUAAUAUAAGAAGCACCUCAAAAUCUCAAGAGAUCAAGUUUGUCAAAGAACUUGAGGAAGCACCUCCUGAAUAUCAAGUCAAGAGAAGUCUUCUGAAUAGCACUCGUAACAAUCACCACACCUCCUACAGAUGUUACAGAUGCAGAGAAUGGGGACAUGUAAAACGUCAGUGCAUCAAGAAAUGGAGUAAGCAGUUUCAAAUUGAUAGACACAAAGCACUGAUCAAGGAAGCUGAAGUAAAGAAGAAGAAACUGGCCAUCAUACUCUCUUCUUUGGAUACAAACACAGGUUCAACUGCACAGCCUCAGGGGGAGAAGUCCCAGGAAGAUGCACCAGAAGAAGAUGAUGCCACUCAGGGGGAGCAAAGUGAAGGGGAUGAGGCUCUUGCAGAUGAAGAUUCAGACUUUGAAGCUAAGCUACACAAGCCACCUGACCUACUCCCUGAUGAUACACAAGUAGAGUAUGAUCGCUGUGGGCUUCCAGCUUUGGAAGUUGACUACGAUGACCCUGAUGAUGAAAUUCGUGCUGACAUGAGAGAUCACAACCGCUAUGCUAACCUUGCAUUGGCAUACUACAAUGACAAACAUGUCCGUGAAUGUGUUCUCACCCCCCUUCACCUCGAUAUUUCCCCCUCGGAUGCCUACGCAUCCGAGGAAUCGCCCUCUUCCUCCUCCUCCACCGGGUCAUCUUCACCCGAUUUUGAACACCGGUCGGUUCCCAACACCACCGUUCCCGAACCGCAGCCGGUUAACCAAAUGCCCGGUCAGGUUUUUCAGGAGAGGGAUGAACCGGUUAACGAUGAGCCGGCCCCCUAUGACCCUGACAACGAGUCGUAUGAGGGAUGGGUGAACCGGCUGGAAGCGAUGGGCGAGGUUGGGCCUAAAACCUUGGAGAGGCUUGCCGAGGACUCCCCUCCCCGGUCACUCCAGCUGGAGGAGAAGCUGAAAGGAGUCGAGGCCCACAACCGGGAGCUGCAGGACUUGAUAGCCCGGCAGCUUGAUGAGAUGGCCAAUCUUUCAGCAAUUGCCGGGAGGGCCAAGGCAGAGACCCUCCAGCUGAAGGAAGAGAACCUGAAGCUGAUGGAGGACUUGGAGCUAAAGGAGCGAGAGUUCCCCGGCAGGGCCAAGCAAUGGGUGGGGGAGAACUUGGAGGACACGGCCCGGGUGAUUACCUCUACUCCGGAGGUGACGAUGGAGGCCUUCAAGUUCAUCUACCGGGAACCCAACGAGAAGGAAAUGGUCACCCAGGUUGGGUCUUACGGUUUCAUGUCCGGGCAGAAACGAGACCGGGAGGCUACCCACGCAAUCUUGGCUGAGCGGGACCCGGCCUUCUCUGCCGAUGCUUAUGGCCUGGCGCCCAUCCCCGAUGAAGAACCCGAGCCCCCUUUCCCCUUGGAAUGAAAUCUCCCCGGCUGUGCCCGGUUGGAUCGUUUAAAACUUUAAGCUCAUUUCCCCGGGAAUGCCCGGUGUAGCUGUAAAACACUUAUCUUCCUCAAAACUUUUAUUGAAUGUGAUGUUUGAUUUCCAUGAAUUUUGGUAGGGAACAAAAGAUAAGGAUUAAAUAGUGGCAAUUGAU
Molecule: messenger RNA, 2984 nt
Organism: Cuscuta campestris
Lineage: Eukaryota; Viridiplantae; Streptophyta; Magnoliopsida; Solanales; Convolvulaceae
Source: the annotation of a GenBank genome assembly